This is a messenger RNA of Quercus lobata, 495 nucleotides long. RefSeq lists its product as uncharacterized. The transcript is spliced from 3 exons. Lineage: Eukaryota; Viridiplantae; Streptophyta; Magnoliopsida; Fagales; Fagaceae. The record is from RefSeq and is a predicted model, not a curated record. Bases 1 to 495 code for a protein of 164 amino acids.
AUGGUUAAGAAGAAAUCGAAGGACGGUGGUAGUAAUGAUCCGAGAGCUGACUGGAAAGAACCUAAGGAAUUACAAGCUUUUUGUGAGUUCUAUGUUGUUCAAGUCAUAGACGGCAAGAAGAAAGGAGGAUUUUUGACCAAAACUGGGGUUGAUGCAGUGAUGGAGCAGUUGGGUGCCAUGGGAAAAGUGGGUGGAAGCAGUAUAACCAGUGUUUUGACAAUGACACUGGGUUGGGUUAUGAUGCUGGAACUGGGAAUGUUUGAGGCCAGUGAUGAGUGGUGGACCCGAAAGAUUAUGACAUGUCCUAAUGCAAAAACCUUUAAAAAUAAAGGUUUGCUGAAUUGUGACUUCCCGAACAUCAUGUUUGGAGGCACGGUUGCAUCGGGGAAAAAUGCGUUUUGCACGAGCGGUCAAACACCAAAGGAAACCACCGAAGGGUCUGGGACUCCGUUGAUAGCACGAACUUUGUUGACCCCCAAUGUGAACCCUUUGUGA